Lasiodiplodia theobromae is the source of this 861-nucleotide messenger RNA. RefSeq lists its product as uncharacterized. The transcript has 5 exons. The coding region runs from base 1 to 861 and encodes 286 amino acids. The record is from RefSeq and is a predicted model, not a curated record. Lineage: Eukaryota; Fungi; Ascomycota; Dothideomycetes; Botryosphaeriales; Botryosphaeriaceae.
AUGGAUGAUUAUACUAUUACCGCGGCCAUGGCCUGUCUCAUUGGUUUCUCGGCGCUAUCCACAGAGCUUGCCAAACAUGGUCUCGGUAAAGACAUCUGGACCAUUCCGUUCGACAGUAUCACCUACAUCCUCGAGGUAUAUUUCGUCGAUGAGCUGCUCUAUCUUGUUGUCAUAUCCAUGACCAAGCUAUCCAUCCUAUUCUUUUACCUCCGCAUCUUUCCGGACAAGACGUUCCGAAAAAUAUCCUACGGCGUCAUGGGAUUCUGCAUUGCAUACUUGAUUACAUUCUUGAUUGUCUCCAUAUUCCAAUGCAACCCGGUAAAGGCGGCAUGGCUACAUUGGGACGGCUCAUACCACGGCGCCUGCAAUAACGUCAAUGCGCAAGGCUGGGCGGCAGCAGCUUUCAACAUCGCUCUGGACCUCACAGUUCUUUUCCUACCUCUCCGGCAGCUUUCGAAGCUUGUCAUGGGCUGGAAGAAGAAGCUCCAACUCUUGCUCAUGUUCUUAGUUGGUGGCUUCGUCACCAUUGUCAGUGUCAUUCGGCUCGAGACGCUUUUCAAAUUCUCGAACAACACCAACUUUACAUGGGAGAGCGCACCAUUCGGAUACUGGAGUACGAUCGAGAUGGAUGUCGGCAUUGUGUGCGCCUGCAUGCCUGCCGUCCAAGCACUGCUGAAAAGAAUCUUCCCUACGAUAUUUGGAACCACGCAGGGAGACAAAUCGACUGGAAGAUCGGGCUAUACAGGGCGCACGGAUCAGUCGAAUUCACACGCCCAGCCGAAGAGUGUUGAUACCAAAGACUUUGUUCCACUUGUGGAGGUUGGAAGCGUCCGAGAUGCUGAAAGAGGACGGGAGCACUGA